AGUAUCUUCAGGGUUUUUUUUUCUCUCUCUCUCACACUGUUUUUUUGUCCAAUGAGCUCUCUCCACAUGCAGCGCCAGUGAGAAGGGAAGCAGUGAGUCUUACAAUAAAUGCGAUAAAGCCAGCGGUGAGCUGCCACUAUCUGGAGCAGCUGGAAAUAGUAGGAGGGAAGCUAAGUAGUUGUGAAUCAGCUGCUGGAGGAGCUGUGUGGUGUUUUACAACAUACAGGGAGAUUGGGCUGCUGAGAACAAUCUAACACAGCUACGUGGGGCAUAAAAAAAGCUGUGUUUUGGGGACAAGAAUUUUGUUCCAGUUUGACGUGCUGCCUUGGUAAAUAUAUUUUGGGAACAGGAGCUGGAGAAAAGCCGAUGAUAAAGAAAAGUUGUCAUUAAAGGCUGCUGCCGAUUCAACUUUUUUAUACAUUUCCGUAUCUAUGUGUAACUGAAUCAUUAACAUCUGGGAGAGGCUGGCACUGUGGUAGAUUCUUAAAAAAACGGAAGAAGAUCCCCAAGCAUGGAGAACGCUCAUAUAAAAACUGUGGAAGAAGUUUACGCAUAUUUUAAUGUGAAUGAGAGUACGGGACUCAGCGCAGAUCAGGUUAAAAAACUCAGAGACAAAUGGGGACCUAAUGAAUUACCAGCAGAGGAAGGAAAAUCUUUAUGGGAGCUUGUUCUUGAACAAUUUGAAGACUUGUUAGUCAGAAUUUUAUUAUUGGCAGCUUUUAUAUCAUUUGUUCUGGAUUGGUGGCAGCAAGGGGAACAAGGUCUUACCCUCUUUGUUGACUUAUUUUUAAUUGUCUUACUUGUGAAGAAUACCAUUAUAUCUGUUUAUCAGGAAAGAAAUGCUGAAAAUGCUAUUGAAGCCCUUAAAGAAUAUGAACCCGAAAUGGGCAAAGUGUAUCGGCAAGACAGGAAAAGUGUCCAGAGGAUUAAAGCCAGAGAUAUCGUGCCUGGAGAUAUUGUGGAAGUAGCUGUUGGAGAUAAAGUGCCUGCUGAUAUACGAAUUACUUCAAUUAAAUCCACAACCCUUCGAGUAGAUCAGUCUAUCUUAACAGGUGAAUCUGUUUCUGUAAUUAAACAUACUGAUCCAGUGCCUGACCCACGUGCUGUGAACCAGGACAAAAAGAAUAUGCUGUUUUCUGGAACGAACAUCUCUUCUGGCAAGGCUAUUGGUGUAGUGAUUGCCACAGGUGUUAACACUGAAAUAGGCAAAAUUCGUGAUGAGAUGGCUGCUACUGAACAAGACAGGACUCCCCUACAGCAGAAACUGGAUGAGUUUGGUGAACAGUUAUCGAAAGUUAUCUCCCUAAUUUGCAUCGCUGUAUGGAUAAUCAACAUUGGCCACUUCAAUGACCCGGUACAUGGUGGUUCAUGGGUCCGCGGUGCAAUCUACUAUUUUAAAAUUGCUGUUGCUCUGGCUGUUGCUGCUAUUCCUGAAGGUCUUCCUGCUGUCAUUACUACUUGCCUUGCUCUUGGAACCCGAAGAAUGGCAAAAAAAAAUGCCAUUGUCAGAAGUCUGCCAUCUGUGGAAACCUUAGGUUGCACGUCUGUUAUCUGCUCUGACAAGACUGGGACCCUUACAACCAAUCAGAUGUCAGUGUGUAGGAUGUUUAUCGUUGACAGAAUUGAAGGUGAUAGCUGUUUGCUGAGUGAAUUUGAUAUUACAGGCUCCACUUACUCUCCUGAAGGUGAAGUACACAAGAGUGACAAACCUGUGAAAUGUUCUGAUUACGACGGCUUGGUUGAACUGGCUACAAUAUGUGCCCUUUGCAAUGAUUCUUCUCUGGAUUACAACGAGGUCAAGGGAGUGUAUGAAAAAGUUGGUGAAGCCACAGAGACAGCACUUGUUUGUUUAGUGGAAAAGAUGAAUGUUUUUGACACUGAUGUGAAAGGACUCUCCAGAAUUGAGCGUGCAAUGGCAUGUAAUUCAGUCAUCAAACAACUGAUGAGAAAGGAAUUCACGUUAGAAUUUUCAAGAGACCGGAAAUCAAUGUCUGUUUAUUGUGUACCCAACAAGCCCAGCCGCAUAACUCAGGGAAAAAUGUUUGUUAAGGGAGCACCUGAAGGCGUGAUUGACAGAUGCACACAUGUUCGUGUUGGCACCACUAAGGUCCCUCUGACUUCUGGAAUUAAGCAGAAAAUUUUGAGUGUUAUUCGGGAAUGGGGGACUGGCAAAGAUACUUUACGUUGCUUGGCUUUAGCUACACGUGACAGCCCACCAAGAAAAGAAGACAUGAACCUUGAGGAGUCUGCUAUGUUUAUAAAUUAUGAGACGGACCUUACAUUUGUUGGUUGUGUCGGUAUGCUUGAUCCUCCAAGAACAGAAGUGGCUGCAUCUAUUAAAAUGUGCAGACAAGCUGGUAUUCGUGUGAUAAUGAUCACUGGUGAUAACAAAGGCACAGCUGUUGCUAUCUGUCGUCGUAUUGGUAUCUUUAAAGAAGAGGAAGAUGUCGCUGACAAGGCAUUUACCGGUCGUGAAUUUGAUGAGCUUUCUCCAGCUGCACAGAGGGAGGCUUGCCAAAAUGCUCGCUGUUUUGCUCGUGUAGAGCCUUCCCACAAAUCCAAAAUUGUUGAGUUCCUGCAGUCCUUUGAUGAGAUCACAGCUAUGACAGGUGAUGGAGUGAAUGAUGCACCAGCACUAAAAAAAGCAGAAAUUGGGAUUGCUAUGGGAUCGGGGACUGCUGUGGCAAAAACUGCUUCUGAAAUGGUGCUAGCUGAUGACAACUUUUCCACCAUUGUAGCUGCUGUGGAAGAAGGCCGUGCCAUUUACAAUAACAUGAAGCAGUUCAUUCGAUAUCUCAUCUCUUCCAAUGUAGGAGAAGUAGUCUGUAUAUUCCUCACUGCAGCCCUUGGUUUUCCUGAAGCUCUUAUUCCUGUCCAGUUGCUUUGGGUGAAUUUAGUAACAGAUGGCCUGCCUGCUACUGCUCUUGGAUUCAACCCACCUGAUCUUGAUAUCAUGAAUAAGCAACCACGUAACCCCAAAGAACCCCUCAUUAGUGGAUGGCUGUUCUUCAGAUAUCUAGCAAUUGGAUGUUAUGUUGGAGCUGCUACAGUUGGAGCUGCUGCUUGGUGGUUUAUCGCUGCAGAAGAUGGUCCUAGGAUUACCUACUAUCAGCUAGGCCAUUUCAAAGCCUUACAUAAGGAGCACAGAGCGAAAUACACCACCAUUUUAGUAUUACAGUUUGCAUUAUGUUUAAGUUGUUGGUCUUUGGUGUCUAUGGCUUCUGGAACACUUAGUGGGUCUAACAGUCCGGUACUGUUUAAUCCCACUCAAAUUCAGUCGGAACCUUUGAACCUCAUGGCACUUAUUAAUGCCUUAUCUCAACGAGUGGAGGACCUAUCAGCAUGUUUUGACACUCGGCUUUCAAAACUAGACAAUAUCUAUGUUUCGAACAGCAGUAGCAGCUCAAUUCCACCGGGCCAACAACAAGCCGGAGCCGGCAAUUCACCAGGAAGUGAACGUUCUUUUUGCCUUACACCUAGCAAACCAGCGAGUAAUUUAGGCAAUAACCUUAAUGACUCUAACCAGCGAAUUGAACCACCUGAGAAGCGUUUACAACCCCUGAGGACAGAAGCGGGGAGUCAUUCUAGCGUUGAGGGGCUUAUUGGAAGCCCAUACUUUAACGAAUGGAUUAACGACACGAGAAAGUUUACUUUUAACCAAGAAAACAGUGAAGGGCUACCGGUCGACAACGCAUUCAACAAACAGGUUGGUUCUAUUGACUUAACUAAUCAAUUAAAACUUUUGGAUGUUAAACUAGUAAAACUUAAAAAGCUUCAACUAGAAAGUAGCUACUUCCAAGAGUGUUUGAAAGAACACAUUGUACCUAAAGGUUUAAGGCACCAUCUAUACCCAACAGGUUUAGUAGCGGACUCCCUUUUUCAUCUUGAACUGAACUCACUGUUUGACCAACAGGGAUUCGACCUCAUGAAUUUAAUGUUAAAACACUACAAUCUUCAAAUUACACAACUUUCAAACGAGGUUUCUGAAUUAAAUGGUCUUAUCAAACACAGUGACUUUUGUAGAUAUAAAUUUGAAUAUGAGAGAACUUUUGCCAGUAUAGACCAACUUUUAGAUAGAUUGAAACUUAAUAAAAUCAAAAAAAUUAACAGAGAUAGUUUGGCAUACGAAAACUGUGCAGCUUAUCCUAAGCCACCUAGUUCACAAGUUGGUCUUGCGACUAUUUAUUCUACUACUGGCUACAAUAAAAACAACGUUCACGACAAUCAAAGAACAGUCGUGAACAAUCAAAACCCCACUAUGUCUACAAUAGGGGAAUGUCCUGCCUCUGAUUUUAACCAGGUGAAACGAAGUGAAUGCCUUUGUUCUGUAAAUAGAGAAGGCAAUCAAAAUCAAGGGGCAACAAACCUUCCUAACAAUAGCAAUGGCAAUAAAAAUACUGAAAAUUUUCCCAAGGCAAUAAAUUCUGGUACUACUUCGAAAAAACCCAACAACCAUUUUCAAAAAAACCAACAACGGAGGAACAACAAACGGAGGAGCUUAUCAGAAAACCAGUCUUUGCUGAGGAUGCCACCUUGGGAGAACAUUUGGCUGGUGGGCGCAAUUUGCUUAUCAAUGUCACUUCAUUUCCUUAUUCUCUAUGUAGAGCCACUGCCACUAAUCUUCCAGAUUACACCUUUGGAUAUCACACAGUGGCUGAUGGUGCUGAAAAUCUCCUUACCUGUCAUCCUGUUAGAUGAAACACUUAAAUUCAUCGCCCGUAACUACCUUGAACCUGGUAAAGAGUGUGCUCUGCCUGCAGGCAAAUCGUGUGCUUUUUCAGCAUGCACUGAGGGCGUUUCUUGGCCAUUUGUGCUUGUUUCAUUGCCCCUGGUCAUCUGGCUUUACAAUACAGACACUAACUUUACUAAGAUGUUCUCUUCUUGACUGCCAUAGAAAUUUGCAUAUAGUAGACAUUUAACCAAUUUUUAUAUAGUUUGAAGCAACCGUCUGUGUCUGCUGAAUUUUUUUCACACAAACUUGAUUUCAUUGUUUAGAUUUUUUUUUCCUGAAUUAAAAGGGAGCAGGAAAUAUUAAAAUGAAUUUUUACACAGAAUUCAAAAAUACUGAUUGACCUGUACAGAGAUUUAACACUAUUUUAUGUAUUUUUGUUUUGUAGAUGAAACAGCAUGUACAGAUUUUAGUUUACUGAUCUAUUUGUGUAAAACAAAGAAAACCCAUUUUGUUGUCAGUUUAAAAUUGAUUUCUAACAGAUUUUAACUGGGGAGUUUCCAAGGAACUUUAAGUAGCAUGUGUGUGCAUGAUCAUUUGUUUUUAUUGAUUUUUUCCACAUACAUACAUUGUUUACGUUUGUAAAUUUAGAAGCCAGUUUUUCUGCACUUGGCAGAGUACUGCUACCUCAGUCAAGUAUAUGUUUGCUUUCUUAAUUUGACAUUCUUGAUGCGUAGUAUGUAGUUAUAUCCCCACCAUCUGAGGUGUACCCAAUCUUGUGCAGAAAAAAAUUUAAUGUUCAUAAUAAGAUUUUCCACUUAUAUUUUAAAAGUUAAAUAUUUAUUUAAUUGUCAAAUGUAUUUUAUUGUGAACAGCCUGACCAUUUUUUGACCAGUUUUGCCCAUUUCAUGGGUUUUCACAUCCUAGUUUCUUAAAAAAAAGAAAAGAAAAGAAAAAAUAAUAUAAAAUAAAACAUUUUCAGUGGACAGUGAGGAAAAUCUCAGUGUCUGUUUUAACAUCAUUUGAAAGUGUUAAAUUCAUUUGUAGUAAAGUAACUAUUUGUAUUAUUCUUCUAAUACACAAUUGUAUUACACUUUUUAUAAAGCGUAUUCACCAUACGCUUAUAUAUGGACCUUCUUUUCGUAAAAGACUGAUGCAGAGCACAUUUAAUAAUGUAUUUACCUUUUUGAUCUGCAGACAGAAAGACCUGCUCUUAAUGGUUAAAUUAUAGAUUGUGUGUAUAUUGAUGGGUGUGUGGGUAUGUUUGUGUGUGCACGUCUGUUCAUGUAAAUAGCAUAUGACCAAAUUUAAUGCUUUUACAUACUGUACAGAACUGUAUUUACAUUUUAAUCCUGCAUUCCAUGCUGAUCAUGUAACCUCUAAUAUUGUACAUGUAUUCUUGUAAUAUUCUUAAAGCAUGUUUCUGGUAAUGGUCAUUUGCAGAUUUAUUUAUGUAUUAACAGUUCUAACUGUUGUGUUUUUCACCUUCACGCUGCCAAACAUUCAUCAACUGAACAAAACUGGAGUAACCCUCUCCUAAACAAUUUUGCAGAAAUCUAAGGUUGUUGCUGCGUGCAUGUGUAUUUUUGCAACACAUCUACCAGGACAUCUGCAUGUAUAAUGUGUACAAAAAUAAAACAAAACUGCGUGCUACAUGGGAGGGAAUGUAUUUAUAAUUAAUAAGGCUUCAUUUUAAAAACUGUACAAAUGUGCAAUACUGCUUAAUGAGUUGAAGACUUCAGAGAAGUUAGUCUUUUAUUGUUUUAGAUACCUAGAAAGUACACCUCGUCUAUUCUAGAACAUUACAAAUUAUUAUUUAAGGAGGCAACUAAUGAAUUUUCACAUUUCUCUGUGUACAGUAUCAAAUUCAUGAUGCAUGCCUGCAGUUGUAAGUAGUCAAAAUUCUGUAUUGUUAUCUUCUGCAGUUGCUGCUUUAUAGAUAGUUAUGUACAGUAAUGCUAUUCUGUUUAUAAAUCUAUUGAAUGUUUAACAAACUGUAAACCUGCAAUCCACUUUCAUAAUGUCAAGAUAUUUUUACUAAGUUUUUUUGAGUGUGCAAAUAGUUUUUGCACUGUAAUAUUGUAACUAUUUAAUUAAUUAUAAACCAGUAGACAGAUGUUGGUGCAAUAAAAGAUUGUGAUGCCUAUAUAUAUAUCUAUAAAUAUAUAUUAUAUAUAAAAUAUUACAGAUGAGUCGGUAUGUAUAGUAUUACCAUGUUUGAUUUUAGAAUACUGUAAAUAAGAUCUAGGUUUCUCCAUGCUGACAAUGUGCAUCACUUACAUUUCAUGAUUUCACUUAAAAUAAAAGUUUAUUCUCUGAGAUACCAUA
Protopterus annectens (West African lungfish) is the source of this 6997-nucleotide messenger RNA. It is a transcript of the gene ATP2A2, whose product is annotated as ATPase sarcoplasmic/endoplasmic reticulum Ca2+ transporting 2. The record is from RefSeq and is a predicted model, not a curated record. Gene Ontology annotation, biological process: intracellular calcium ion homeostasis; calcium ion transmembrane transport. Bases 512 to 4885 code for a protein of 1457 amino acids. Lineage: Eukaryota; Metazoa; Chordata; Ceratodontiformes; Protopteridae. The transcript is spliced from 27 exons. Gene Ontology annotation, molecular function: P-type calcium transporter activity; ATP hydrolysis activity; ATP binding. Gene Ontology annotation, cellular component: membrane.